This is a messenger RNA of Daldinia childiae, 1758 nucleotides long. RefSeq names its product Chromatin structure-remodeling complex subunit sfh1. Gene Ontology annotation, biological process: chromatin remodeling; regulation of transcription by RNA polymerase II. The coding region runs from base 1 to 1758 and encodes 585 amino acids. Lineage: Eukaryota; Fungi; Ascomycota; Sordariomycetes; Xylariales; Hypoxylaceae. The transcript has 2 exons. The record is from RefSeq and is a predicted model, not a curated record. Gene Ontology annotation, molecular function: transcription coregulator activity. Gene Ontology annotation, cellular component: nucleus; RSC-type complex; nuclear chromosome.
AUGGAGCCUAGAAGUACUCCACAGGCGUUCCUCUCGUCCUACGCGCCCCGAUUGCGCGUUUACAAUAAUUCUCUUCUCACUCCCGUAAUUCAUUCCACCGCACCAACCGGCCCAGUAUCGCGAACGACAAAACGUGGCACCACGGUAAUUAAUUAUGCCGAAGAUGGUUAUGACUACGAUGAUGACGAUGACGAUGACUCGAGACGGCGACCUACGGGCUUGCGCAGUCUAAGACGAGAAGACAGCGCAUCACGGAUAGAUCCGAGCGAUAAAUUUGGGAAGGAAACGAAUAACCCUGUUACAGUUCAGGGUAUCUGGAGGGAUUGGAUGCUGAAGACCAAGAAUCGAUCAGAUCUAAAUAAUCAGGCCCAAGCUGCGAUGCCCGUUACUCUUAUUCCUAUUCGUAUCGACGUCGAUAUUCCCGCCUUCAUGCCCUCCGCGGCGUACCCUCUGCCUCGGGGUCUUAACCAGCCACCUCCUCAGAUGGACCCUGCGUUAUACAGGACAGGCGACAUGACAGUUCCUUAUAAACUGAGGGAUAUUUUCUUAUGGAAUUUACACGAGACUGUCAUGACGACAGAUCAAUUCGCGCUCAGCCUCGUUCAAGAUCUAGAUCUUCCCAACCAAGGUGCUAUUGCUGCUGAGAUUAGCAGACAGAUCAGAACCCAACUAGAAGAGUAUGCAGGUGUUGCGCUUCAUCCACUCUUCCAUUCGGAAGAUAAGGCGCCUACGAAUGGCGCCGGACUAGCUCCUCAGUUGAGCUUCCGCGAUACCCCGGCAACUCCAGCUACUCCUCUCCAUAAUUCAACACGUGCUCCUGAGACUCCGUUCCGAAAUGGUCUCGAUACCGGAUUUGAUACUCCAAAGGGUGCUCGUUCGCAGGUCCCCGAUAUAACAGCCAGUGCCACACCAAUUCCCGCCGACUCGGAUGAGCUUAACCCCGACGACACCUACCGAUGUAUAGUUUCCCUCAACGUAAAUCUUUCUUCCCAACUCUAUACGGAUAGGUUUGAGUGGUCGUUACUUCAUCCUCCUGGCACAGCAGAGGCGUUUGCCAAAGUCACGUGUGCGGAUCUGGGCCUCGCUGGUGAAUGGGUUCCUGCUUUAACGCACGCAAUAUAUGAGGCAGUAUUACGUCUUAAAAAGGAAGCUUGCGAAGCCGGCGGUCUCGUAGCGGGAUGGGGUGGUAUGGGGACUGAAUUUCCCAAUGACGCUGCUCACGGUGCGGAUGCCGGCUGGAGGUAUGAUCCUGAGCAUCUCGCAGACGAGUGGGAGCCCAAGAUCGAAGUGCUGUCGAAGGAAGAGAUAGAGAAGCGAGAAGUCGACCGAGAACGACAGAUCCGACGUCUUCGCCGGGAAACUGCUAGAUUUAGCAGUAAUGCCGGCAUGAUAGGUGGCGUACCAGGCUUGGGCUUAGGCUUUGAAGUCGAAGAGGAGAGGAUGGGACGCGGGGAGAGAUCGAAGAAAAAGAGGAGAUUCCGCAGUUUAAGUCCCCUCGGGCGAUCUGGUACUCCAGGUGGUAGGAAUACGCCAGAUGUUGGAUACGGCGGAGGAGGGGGCGGAACGCUCACCGACCAAGAGAGGCUUAACUGGCGUUGUACCCAUUGCCGUAUCUGGGGCACGAGCGUCUGGGCAGUCAGAGAUGGACCUUGGGGUCCUAGGUCCCUCUGUGCCAAUUGUGGUCGAUUCUACGAGCAAACCAAGAAGCUGCCUCGGUGGACAAAGAAUUUACACUUGGUGGACUUGCGUCCAUUUUAG